Molecule: messenger RNA, 8251 nt
Organism: Crotalus tigris (Tiger rattlesnake)
Lineage: Eukaryota; Metazoa; Chordata; Lepidosauria; Squamata; Viperidae
Gene: ZNF366
Product: zinc finger protein 366
Exons: 7
Coding region: 387-2552 (721 amino acids)
Source: RefSeq, a predicted model, not a curated record
CUCAUCUGAGAAAAGAAGAAAAAAAAAACAAAAUGAAGUGAUUGUUCCUGUUCUCUUUCUUAAGUCAUUUGGAACGCUGUCCCUCCACGUUUUCUAAAUGCACUGCAGCUGCCACACGAGAAGUGACAACUUUGCCAAUUAGGGAGCAAUUACAAGCAUUGGGUUACUACCACUGUCGGGUCAGCACCUGCCUUCUAUUGGGGGUAUAGCUCCCAUUCAGCAAUUAAAGGAUCCCAUACAGAGGAAGAUUAUUCAAAGGAAUGAUAUGCAAAGAAGACAUAAUAAAGGACACAGAUGUCUGGAGCUCAUGCAGAUACAUUUAAAGACCAUUUGUCCCAAAGGUGAUGAUUUAACGAAGCUAGAUCAUCCAGGAGAACUUCAGUGCAAUGAAGAAAGAGGACACACAUUGCAAGAUGGACAAUAUACAAGCCUUUUCCUUUGCUCAUUGCUUGGAUCCUAUUGUAAAUACCAAUGUAGCUCCACCCCUCAGUGAGGAAUUCAGGACACAGCUUGCCCAAUUUGGAUACAGCCCUCCCACAGACUUAGAAAACUUCAAAAGCUCUUUGGAAGGGGGAUCUCGUAAACGUAAAAGCAUGCCAAUGAAAAUGCUUUCCACUCUCCCUCCAGGAGAUCCCACAUCUCCAUUGGACAAAGCUGAAGAAAAUGUUGAUGGAGGUUCUCCCAGCCUCCCUUCAAUAUUUCAGCAUGAAUCCACACAGCCAAAGUACAAUGCUCACAUGAUUGACCUCUGCAACCUUGGUUAUCACUUUUACAGGACUCUGGAACACUUUGGGACACAGCAUAUCAAAGAAGAACCAAUAAAGCCCAAAGUUCUAUGGCCUGGCCCUACCACUUUUCUGCAGGCUCCCUAUUCAUACUAUCCCAAAAUUCAUCCUACUCUAAUGUUUCCUUUUAUGAUGCCCCCAGAUUUGCAUUUUAGAAAUCCUUUCCCAUUAAAAAGAUCCCUGGAGCCACCCUUCAAAAGGGUUGAGUUAAGUGAGCAAGCUGAAAAGAAGCAAAAGGUGGAAAGAGUAGAUGUUAAUAUUCAGAUCGAUGACAGCUAUUACAUUGAUGUAGGAGGGGAGCAGAAACGUUGGCAGUGCCCUAUGUGUGACAAGUCUUACACAUCCAAAUACAACUUGGUCACUCACAUUUUGGGACACAGUGGCAUCAAACCCCACGCUUGCUCCCGGUGUGGCAAACUUUUCAAGCAGCUAAGCCAUCUCCAUACUCAUAUGCUGACUCAUCAAGGCACUCGACCUCAUAAGUGCCAAGUGUGUCACAAGGCCUUUACCCAAACAAGUCACCUGAAGAGACACAUGAUGCAGCACAGUGACAUUAAACCUUACAGCUGCAGGAUUUGUGGAAGGGGUUUUGCUUAUCCCAGUGAGUUGAAAGCUCAUGAAUCCAAGCAUGAGAGUGGUAGAGAAAAUAUUUGCAUUGAGUGUGGUCUUGACUUCCCAACUUUGUCUCAGCUGAAGAGGCACUUAACCACCCACCGAGGUCCUAUUCAAUACACUUGCACUGAGUGUGACAAGAUAUUCCAGUACCCAAGCCAGUUGCAGAAUCACAUGAUGAAGCACAAGGAUAUUCGUCCGUAUAUUUGCACUGAAUGUGGUAUGGAAUUUGUGCAGCCUCAUCACCUGAAGCAGCACUCCUUGACUCAUAAGGGUGUGAAAGAGCACAAGUGUGGAAUCUGUGGCCGGGAGUUUACACUACUUGCCAAUAUGAAGAGACAUGUCUUAAUUCACACCAAUAUCAGAGCUUACCAAUGCCACCUCUGCUUUAAAAGCUUUGUGCAAAAACAAACUCUCAAAGCCCAUAUGAUUGUCCAUUCAGAUGUCAAACCUUUCAAAUGUAAGCUGUGUGGAAAAGAAUUUAAUCGAAUGCAUAAUUUAAUGGGCCACAUGCACUUGCAUUCUGACAGCAAGCCAUUCAAAUGCCUCUACUGUCCUAGCAAAUUCACCUUGAAGGGGAACCUCACCAGACACAUGAAAGUCAAACAUGGAGUCAUGGAAAGAGGAUUUCGUUCUCAAGGAUUUGCAAGGGAACAACUGAGCAUAUCACAAACGGAUACCUCAAGAAGCCUAGAACAGGAAGAACCUUUUGACCUUUCCCAAAAGAACCACAGGCAAGGACUUUCCUUUCAUUCUGACAGGGAGAUUGCGAAACAAAACACAAGCCAUGAUGAAGAAGACAAUUGCCAGAGGGCAGAGCAGUAUUCCCCUCGCAUGUAUGACAAGGGCAAGAACCCUAACAGACUGCAGGAUCCUCCAGGCGAAACAGAAAAUGAGGUUAAAGAUUUCAGAGAGUCCUACUGUGAUGGAAAAGAGAAAAAGUUCAAUGACACCAUCGAGGACAAACAAGAAAACAGAAGGGAGCAACGCCGGGGAGAGAGAGACUUUGUGAAUCACAAUGAGGAAUAUCACUUCGAAAGUAAUAGAUUCACUCAGUCUCUGUCUGACUAUUUGUAUUUUCAACACAGGAACAAGAGUUUGAAGGAGCUGCUGGAAAGUAAAAUGGAGUCACAAGCUGUUUUUCUGGAGAUCUAAAUGGAUAUCACUGAAUUAUCCUUGGGGAAAUGAAGUGUUUUCAGAGUUUUUGGCUAAGAUGAACUAUAACAUUUACCAAGACUGGUAAAUGAUAGCAACAAUUAUUUAAAAAAUGACAAAAAACCUAGCAAAAAUAAUUUAAGACAAAUAUUCCCUUGUUCCUUCAGGUUUUCUGUUUUUAACAGUAAUAUUUUAGAGAUUAAUCUAAUCUAUCGUUCUCUUCCCAAAACCUUGUCCCAAUAUUUGGACCAGGUCUACAUGUUCAGCAGAACAAAGUGGAAGAAUCCUGAGGUAGUAAGUAUAAUAGAUGGCAUACAAUGUAGUCUUUUUUUUAUGUUUCCCUAUGUGAUAAGUUUUUUCCCAUCACAACUUUUUCCAGGCUACACAAUCCUCAUUUUUGUUGGUAUAUUUAUUUUGCUUGCAGGAAGUGAAGCACCUGUGAAGCAGCCACCUGAAGUGUCUAGUCUCUAACUCAAGAUACCAUCAUUUGCUUCUGCCAGUAGUGUAGCUCACUCCAGGACUUGGUUCCAGGCUCUUAAUAUUCUAUCACACUCAGUGGUGGGAUUCAGCCAGUUCGUACCACUUCGGCAGAACUGGUAGCUAAAUUUUUGUUGCCCAGGCCCAGAAUGGAUCGCUGGAAGCAGCAUCCACACAGAGAACUGGGUGUUCACAUAUUUGAAUCCCACCACUGGUCACACUGUGGCAAGGCCAAGAACUGAUAAGUGGAGCAGAUCUGCCUGAGCAAUAAGAAAUGAGGAAGAACCCUCUUUCUUAUUCCAGACACUGGAAGAAUAGGCUUAGCCUCUUUGUGGUGGUAUCUUCUUUCCUGUUUUUAUACAGUAAUAUUAUUGAGGUUAGUCUUUCCAAACUCUUUUACCAUAACCGGUCUAAGUUAAUAACUACAUGCACUCUGCAGAUAACCAAGGGGUCCCUUGAAGGCCUACUUUUCAUACAAAAGCUGUCAGUUAUAAAAUUGCUCUUUCACUAGAUCCAUAUACUUACCAUGAAAGAAAGAGGAGGGGUUUUUUUCAGUUCUGGAUAAGAUUUUUGGUUUUUUUUUGGGGGGGGGGGAUAAUUCAGUUUCGUAUUGUUUGCCUUUUGGUGGGGCCAGGGGUGGGCCUUUCAGUCUGUGUUGAUUCCUAGCAACUGCCUGGACAAGUCCUUGAAGUUUUCCUGCAAGAUUUUUGAAACUAGUUUGCAAUGGCCACUGGUCACCCAUUUGGUUUCAUGCCGGUGAGAAUAAAUUCAGUCUCUUGGUUUCUAGCCUGAUGUCUUAACCCAGGGGUAGUCAACCUUGGCUCUUUUAUGACUCGUGGACUUCAACUCCCAGAAUUCCUGAGCCAGCUAAGCUACCCCUGUCUUAACCAAUACACACUAUUAUAGAAUUCACUGUAUUGUUGCAAUAAAUAUUUAAAUUAGAGUGUCAUUCCAUAUCUUCAUCAUCGCCAAGUCCAUUCAGUGACAUACAUACUCAGAAAAGCAGCCAAGGAUGCAGACAUGCUGUAUCACUGCAUUAACCAAUGAUUAUAUUGCAGUAAAGGUUUUGAUUAUUUUGUCCAUAUUGAAAGAUGCAUGCCAAAAGAUUUUCUUGACAGGUUAACAAAAAUAAGCAUUUUUAUGUAAUCCUGUGAUACAGGGGAGAUCCUUCUAUUUCCAUAGAUUCUUUUAUGUGGAGAACAUUACAUGGUUCUUCAUGUGGGAUAAUAUGCAGAAGUAUCUAAAUCUAAGACAUUUUCUGGAUUGAAUUGCCCUUUUAAUUUGAUGAGACUAAUAACUUCCAUAGGCUGUUUGCUAUACUUGUAGACUAUGCUAUAUUUGCAUGUAAGGUUAUUAAGGAAAAUAAAAUCUCAGCAUGGGCUUGUUAACCUUAAGUGUUCCAUGUCUAAACUACAUCAACUAAAGAACUUAUUCCACUCUUCAAAAAUAUAAUCAAGGUAACUAUUGACUUGAUCUGCAUUGCAAAAUUGCAAACCAAGACUUUAUAUGGACUUUAUCCUGGACAGUAGAGCUAUGAGAAGCAUUCAAAACAGACUCUUUGCAACAUUUGAAUGUGCAAGCAAAGCACCCCUAUUCAAAUAAUUAAAGGAGAUUUGUCCUCUAGAAGGUUGGUCACAGCUGCAUUGAAGACUGUCCUUGACCGUUUGCAUGUACCUUCUAUAGAACUGCCAGUGAAUGGAAGUGACUGACAACUGGACAGACUUGAAAGCAGCUACACAAGCCUUACAAAAAAUGCAACUGCCUUAAUGCUUUGAGGAGAGAUGCAUCGUACAUGCUAGCAUAUUUUGCAGAGCACUAAUGCUUUGUACAACUACUGUAUACUAGGGAGAAUAAUUUAGUGAGAGAGAUAAUACACAAACAUACACAAGAGCAUUGCCCUCAUUAAAAUAAUUCUAAGGAAACUCUAGACUAUAAAAUUUAUCUAUAUCUCAUGCAUAUUAUAUGUAUGAAGGAAAUUCUAUACUUUUUUGGUCAUUGAUGAUUAUAGAUAUCAGACAAGGAGAAACUUGCACAUAGACUCUGUGGAAAGUAGAAUUGUCACAUUCUUUCAAAUUAUGCAAAACCUAGUCAUAAAAAGGACAAAUGUUGUUUAACUGAAUUAAUUUAGAUAAUAGUUCUAAUUAAAUAAAAUAAAUGUAAAACAAUUAGCACCAUUGUCCUAUGUAUUUAAACUUCCCAAUUAUGAAGGUAAUCUUUACCAGUAUCCUUAUAAUCUCUGAAGUCUCAUUUCUUCUCCUUAAUAAUGACCUGCCACAAUACUGGUCUCCAUGUGGGAGAGAUAAUGAGGGAAUUCAUGAACUUAACUCUUUCUUUUCUCCUUUACUAUAAUAGAUUUAGGUGAAAAUAUUUUCAACAACAGAAGACUGAGAAAUAUGGUUCAAUAUAUUUUUUUUUAGAAAAUGAAAAUGCUGGGAAGAGCAUUAUUUGAAAGUGUGCUGGAUGGAAUUGGUAUAGAAGGUAUGAUAGCUUUAUGGUACUUUGGUGUUUGUAACUACUUAUAUUGCCCACAAUAGCCAUCUUGAAAAGUUCCCUUGAACAGUAUUUUGCAAGACUUCCUGCAACAUGAUUAUGAAAGAUUGAAGAAUGCUGGUGUAGUGAUUGCAAUGUACUCCAUCCAGAAAUCAACUGACUCUAAUGCAUUUAGCAUUCUCAAGAUAAUUGAUUCAUAUACUGUUAGUGUAGGCAUCUGGACUGAUAGGUAAACCAGAGGAGGGCAAGUGACAGAGUAUGUAUUAUGUCAGCAUACAAACUCUGCCCGUAGAGUACUUACAUAUUACAUCACAAUGCAAAUAGAAAGAAUGGAACGUUCAAUAUGACAUCAUAGAACACAUUUCAUCACUUAAGUGUCACUAUGGUUAGGAUAUUAUAGGAUUCUAUGGCUAUUAGGACUUGGGAAGAAAAUCAUGCAGAGUUCAGUGGACUUAGGGACAAACUACAAAUUGUAUGGUGCUAAUAUAUUUCCUCUCCAUUCAAAUAUAUUCAGAGAAAGGAUUUCCCUUGUAAUGGCAACAGGACAAGGAAAGGUAAAUUCCUCUUUUCUGUUUAUCUUAUGAACCUAAAAAUCAGCAACUCACUCACCCAAUUCUGUUUGCAUUUUGAAAAAUCCAUACAGUAUUUAUAUGUAAAGCUACAUUUAGUAUCAGGGCUAAUUUGGCACUUGCUUCAAAGUACAGAAAUGAGAAUAAUGUUAGAAUACAAUUCUUCAAUUGCUCCUGUGCUCAAUAUGCCUUGCUGUCAUCAUGUAAGUAUAUGUGCAUAUAAUUAUGGCCUUAGAUUAGCUUAUGGCAGUAAUAUGAUCUGCAUCUUAUUGGAUCCUAGUAGUGUGAUAUUAAAAUGAGAACUUGUAUGUGAAGAGGUCAACAAUAAACAGCAGGCAUUUUUCUUCUGAUUCAUUGGAUACAGCUUGAAAACUUUAUUGUAUAGUCCUGUACUGGUUAAGGAGAUGUUUAGAUGUAGCUAUUCAACUAGGAAUGUAUGACUUUGGAGAAGUGGAGAUGGUAUUUGACCUUUGGUCAUUGUGUUUGGAGAUGCACUCUAAUAACAAGCAGAAGAUAAAUAAAAGCCAAAAUAAAAUUGACAUGGUGGUUUCUCACUAUGUACAUAAUAAUUUUUCCUAAAGCAUUACAUUAACAUUUCAAUUUGGCAAAAAAAACUUCAGGGUUGUAUGUGGCCUUAGGAGCUCAGAUUCCUCCAUUAAGUAAUAUGGAAACCUCACUAACCUACAAUUAAGGUGUGAUAAAAUUGCUUACAAUUUUAUUCAUAAAACAAGAACAAUCCCCCAGGCUAAAUUAUACAAGUUUUCUAUACAGCUGACCUCUUGCAAAGGUGUGAGAUACCAUAUUAUGCUAAUUUUCUUGUUACGUUCCUUUUGAACCUUGGUAAUUGUAGUUUUCUCUUGUACUCUGUAGCAGGAGUAAAUUCACAAAGCUAUAGUUGCAGUGUUCUUCAUAGCAAAUCUUAAAGAUAUCCCUAAAGGGUCUUAGGGCAUAAAUAUGCUUUAUUUAAGAACAAGCAGUACCAGUAGUCCUUGAUAAGUUGCUUAAUGACCAUUCAAAGUUACAAUGGGCUCAGAAAAAGUCAUUUGUGACCCAUUAUGACUACGACAUCACACCAUCACAUUAUCAUAUUUCAGGCACUUGGCAACUAGCUUGCAUUUACAACUGGUUAUAGCAUUCUGCAAUCACAUUAUCUUGUUUUGUGAUUAUUAUUUUUUUGCCAUUUUUUUAGCAAAAUAUGCCCAUUGGAUAAGCUGAAUUUAGACUUAUGACCACAUGAUUCAUUUAAUGACUGCAGUGACUUGCUUUACAACUGUCAUAAAAAUGGUUGUAAAUCAAAUCCAGUCACAUGGUGACUGAACUUACAACUGCAAUGACUUACAACCAGAAUUUAGGCUCAACUAUGAUUAUAAUUCAAGGACUACCUAUAUUUGGUAAAAGGAUUCUGGGCAGCCAUAUAGAAUUCUGCAAGACGCAGCAGUACGUAGCAGGCAAGUGAAAAAUUGGAAAGAAAUAUUGAUUGCCUCUCAUUGUAAGUGGAUAUAACUAAGAUAAGAAACAGCAUCAAGCAGUUUAAUAAUCAAUUAACAAAUGAUAUUGGCCAGAAAACAGCAGAUCUAGGAGAGCUCUGAUAUACUCAGAAAGUGGUAAAAAGAGAUUUCCCAGUCAAUGCAUAAUAUGAAAGAUAGUCCCUAUUUAGGUAUCUCAAAACUUUUUGGUAGCUUAGCAUAUAAGAUUGCAAUUUUAUUUUCAUUUGUAAGUAUUAAGUAUUGGGGAGAAUGGUACCAUAGUGAAUUAAAUAAGUUAAUUAGAUUUUGAUAGUUAUUUUAUCUGUAUAAUUUUUCUCAGCAACCAGGUGAUUCCUAUUUCUGCAUGCCUUUAUUCUGCUGAAAUAUUUGCCCAGGGAUAUCAUCUCUGACAUCUUCAUGGUGCUGUUGCAUUUUGUGGCUGAUGGUGCAAAUCUUGAAAGUAUAAUUUAAAAUAUAAUAUUUAUAUUAUGCUCGUGUUAUGUUGAAUAGAAUUCUGCUAUUUGUCUUGUGUUUACUAAACUGAAUAAGGUCUAACAUUAACAUUUUAUAUUUUAUCUAUGUAACAAAUAAUGUGAGCUUUGUAAAUAAAAUUCAGCCAAAGUUCCAAUUUACUCUUGUUACCUAAUAAUUGAUUUCAGACUUGCAUGUAAAAUUUAUUUUGUUAAUUUAAAUAAAA